UUAUGAUUUGGGCUCAUUAUGCCACAUCACGUCCAGCUCAGCCCAAUUAGGAUUUUUCGGCCUUAUCCCAAAUGGACAGCCCGAAUCCAAGCCCAAUCUGUCGCCAUUUCCUAUUUCUCCCACCCAACGCAGCAACGCUGCUUCUUUCUUCCUCUCCUCUUCCAAUCUCUCUCCGUCUCUUCUCUUCUACCACCCAUCGCUGCUCUUCCCACUUUCUCUCCUUCCUUCCUCGGCAUUCAUUGCAGCAAUCCACCUUCUGUUCUGUAGAGGUACUGAAGAAGAAGAAGAUGAUGAUGAAGAAAGAACCAAAGAGUGCAUGAGUGUUUCUUCAAUGCUUCAGGAGCCUGUUCUAGCCUUCUCAGGUAGAGUGAGCAGUGAUUAAAAUCCAUCCUUUAUCAUAUGAGCAAACCCAGGCGUCGGAUACUGGAAGAAGGGCGAUUCUUAGUUUUGUUUAUUCAGCUCGUUGGAACUUCCAUAGAUUUGCGGGGGUUUUGGCCAUGAGCAGCAAGAAAGAUGGGGAGUUGAGCUGCAGCAAUGUGUCAGCUGGUGGACUCGUGUGGGUACGUCGUCCUAAUGGCUCAUGGUGGCCCGGCCGUGUUGUUGGCCUAGACGAACUGGAGGCGAAAUGUGUGGUUCCACCGAGAUCAGGGACUCCUAUCAAGCUUCUUGGUCGGGAAGAUGGAAGGACUGGUAUAAUCUUGCAAAAUCAGCUCGUAUUAAAGCGUUUCGUUGUGGUGAAUUUGAUGAAUGCAUUGAGAAGGUCAUGAUUUCUGGUGUUCACUCAAAGAAACGCUCAACCAGUACAGGAAAGUACAUCCGCAGAGAAGAUGCUAUUCGCCAUGCUUUGGAGAUUGAAAAGCCUCAUGUUCUUGCUGGAAAUCAGAAUGGCUCAGGAAAUAAUGAUUCUUUAUCUUUAAGAAAGAUGAUUUAUGAUUUUCCUAAAAGGAUGAAGAUGUAUAAGCUUGACAAACAACCAAGUCAAAUAACCAGGAAAGUUGAUGUUCUGGAAGAAGAUUCAGCUCGAGAGGUUGCUCAACCUUUGAUAUCAUGUCAACAGAAAAAGAAGCUUAUUUACACUGAUAGUAAGUUGAAAGAGAAAAAGAGAAGGAAAACUCCAAAUGAUUCAGAGGAAAAUGGAGGGAUAAAGCGAAUGAGAGAUCUUCAGGAUAUAGGAUUGGGGAUUGCAUCAAAUCGAAAGUCUAAUGUGCAUGUUAACAAUUGGUGUUCAACUGAGCUACUGCCUGCCUCUCACCAUGUUGUUUCACUCAGUGAAUCAAACAUUAGUGAUUUUUGUAGUUCGAGUUCAAUAAAAAGAAGAAAAUAUUCUGUUUCAUCUCUGAAACGGAAGCAAUCACAUGUUACACAAGAUCAUGAGAACACAAAGAUAAGAAAUUGUCAGCGUUCACUAAGUAAGAAAUCUAAGGUUACUAAAGUUAUACUUCCAUCAUAUGGUUAUUUUGGUGGUUCUUUCCAAGGACAACAGCCAUCUCUUUAUGAACUUACUACAAAUAAAUUGAAGGAAUCACCAUCUGCUUCAAAGGCCUCAGAUGUGCCUGUUAUAAUUAGCCCACAUUAUUCAGCAUCUUCAAAUGAGACACCAUUGAAUCCAUGUGAGAACAUUCACAAGAUGGACAGUACAAAAUUUGAUUCUGAAGUGAAGGAUUUUGAACUUGCAAGCAUGUUGGAGGUUAUUGACAAUGAAUGCUCUAAUGCCCUCAUUGACAUACCAUUGGUUGUGAGGGAUUAUCUUAGAGAAGAUCUUUCUAUCACGAUUGAAGACUUGCCGAGUAAAGACCUUGAGUGUGAUGCAGCAGAAAACCAACAUGGCAUGUCCAGCCAGGGCAAUCUUGUAUCACACUACACUGAAGGACUUGGUGAGAGUAGCUUUACUGGAAAUGCAUAUCAAGUAAAUAACAUCAGGAAAAAGACACAGAAGAAAACCUUGCAACAAUAUUUGAAUGGGAAGAAGAACCUGAAUGGAUUAAGGUUUAACAAAAAUGCAAAUUCAAAAGGUUGCAUAAACAGAGCUGAUCAAUCUAGCAAUUCCUUGAAGGAUAAAGUGCAGGAGUCUUCUGUGGGUUUUCACUGUACAUUGGAGAGCCAAUCGUUAACCUUUGAUCCCUGUGGUCAGUCGGUCAAGGAUGACUCGAUCUCAGAGGCAGAAGGCAUUGCCCAAGAUCAGAUCUCUGGUCCUCCACUCUCCGGAAAUGUUAGUUACUCCCAAUCAGGUGUUGUAGCAAACAACGGUUCUACACAUUCAAGAAAUCAAGAUAGAUUCUCCAAGAUAUGUUUUCAGGUUUCCACUCUUCCAAGACAAUUGUUUCCUGAGGACAAGCUUUCCCUCACUGACCAUGCCAAAUACAAGGUUCUCAGGAAACUAAAAUAUACAGGUUUAGAUUCACAUCUGUUUGAUGUUGAAGUGACUGUAAAAUCACACUAUUAUGGAUCCUAUGUGCCGCUAAUCUCUCUCACGAGUAAAUUGAAUAUUAAAGAAAUUGUUGGCCACCCAAUACCAAUUGAGGUAGUGAAAGAUGGCUUUACUGAUACCUUUUUGACUAAGAAACUUGCUUGUUCACCGGAGAAUAAGAGUAAUGCUUUUGUGAACUCACAACCAGGAAGGAAACACAAUCAUACCAAUGUGACUUCUCUGAAAAUGAAAUAUUCAGAAAGUAAGAAAUCAAGGUUGUCUUCCAGAAAGAUAAGAAGGCUGUCAUCAAUUAGUGUUGACGGCAAGAGGGGAGUAGAGAGAAAAAUGGUGGCUAAAAGGUUGGCUGGAUCUACUAUUGCAUGUGUGCCAAUCAGACUAGUCUUCAGUAGAAUCACGGAAGCAUUGAGCUGCUCAUCUUUAUUGACAAGCAUCAGUUAACAUCAAGAAAUGAAGAACAUGACUAAACAUGCUUCUGCUUAUAUGUAUUCGUAUCUAACUAGUUCCUAACAGUGUAAAUGUUCACGGCUUGCUUUACGGGUGUGCUUGUAUCCUUAUCAGAUUACAGUCCGUUGGGAAAGAGAAAUUUUUGGGGCUUCAUGUGGUUAGGUUGAUGAAUUUUGCCAUUCUGUGAUUUAAUACUGUUGUAGGCAUGGGAAACGGAGACACCUCCAAGUUUUGAUGUAGUGAAAUUUCACCAAAAUUUUAACUUUUGUUGCUCGGUGAG
This is a messenger RNA of Zingiber officinale, 3152 nucleotides long. RefSeq lists its product as uncharacterized. Bases 581 to 2866 code for a protein of 761 amino acids. The transcript has 5 exons. NCBI's taxonomy places the organism in Eukaryota, Viridiplantae, Streptophyta, Magnoliopsida, Zingiberales, Zingiberaceae. The record is from RefSeq and is a predicted model, not a curated record.